AUGCGUGCUUUAUUUGUAGCCGAAAAAAAUGAUGCAGCUAAGAGCAUUGCAGCAAUAUUAUCACGUGGUACCUCUACACGACGUGAUGGUCGUAGUCGUUUCAAUAAAAUUUAUCAGUUUACUGCGAAUGUUGGACAAAACGCAGGUUGUCAUGUUGCAAUGACAAGUGUUUCUGGCCAUUUGCUUCAGCAUGAAUUCCCAGCAGCUUUCAAAAAUUGGAUUGAGACUCCAAUCAAGAUGUUAUUCGAUGUAAAUAUACAGAAAAAUACAAUUCCGGGAAUGGAAGAUAUCAGGACUACAUUAAUCGCCGAGGUGCAGAAAUCUGAUUUGCUCGUCAUAUGGACCGAUUGUGAUCGAGAAGGUGAAGCUAUUGGAGCCGAAGUGGUAUCUGUAUGUGCUCAGGUUAACCGUAACUUGGAUGUCUAUCGAGCUCGAUUUUCCGAAAUUACAAAUACAGCUAUUAAUCGUGCACUGAAUAAUUUGGUUAGGUUGGACCAGCGGUUAGUGGAUGCUGUUGAAUGUCGUUCAGAAUUGGAUUUACGAAUUGGUGCAGCAUUUACGCGGCUACAGACACUUCAUUUAAGGAAUAAUUUCGCUAAUAUAUUUCGUGAUAAGAGUGUCGUCAGUUAUGGCUCAUGUCAAUUUCCAACGUUAGGAUUCAUUGCGGAGCGUUACCAAACCAUCAAAGAAUUCAUUUCGGAAACAUUUUGGAAGAUUUCUAUGAAGCAUGAGCGAGAAGACAUUAUAGUUGAAUUUGUUUGGGAUCGUCAAAGGCUUUUUGAUCGUGACGUUGUCCAGGUGCUCUUAGAUGAUUGUGAGGAAGCAAGAGAAGCGCGAGUUUUAUCUGUAAUAAAGAAACCGAAGAAUAAAUGGAGGCCUGUUGCACUUGACACUGUUGAACUUGAAAAAUUAGCUGUUCGAAAGUUAAAAUUUAGCGCCAAAGAGACAAUGGUUGUGGCGGAACGAUUAUAUAAUAAAGGUUAUAUAUCAUAUCCACGUACAGAAACAAAUAAGUUUCCGAAAGAUAUGGAUUUGAACAUAUACGUACAACAACAAACGGUAAGCGGAGAAUGGGGAGACUUUGCGCAAGAGGUUGCUGCACGUGGUCCGAAUCCGAGAAAUGGUUCAAAAACUGAUGAUGCACAUCCUCCGAUUCAUCCAUUAAAAUUCGCUACAGCAAAUGAAUUGAUCGGACUGGAAUGGUCGUUGUACGAAUUCAUCGUGCGAUAUUUUCUUGCUUGCCUUUCUGUUGAUGCAAAGGGACAAGAGACUAAAGUUCAGGUUCGUGUGGGCAACGAAAACUUUACUGCGUCAGGGCUUGUAAUUGAAGAUUAUGGCUAUCUAAACGUUUAUAAGUAUGACAAAUGGAGUGAUAAAAUUCUGCCUUCUUAUCACGAAAAUGAAUUAAUCACCAGCUAUCAGUUGCAAAUAACAGAGGGGCAAACGCAGCCACCUCAGUUGCUUAAUGAAGCUGAUUUGAUUGCGUUGAUGGACAAAUACGGUAUUGGGACGGAUGCAACGCAUGCAGAACAUAUUGAAACAAUUAAAACACGUCAGUAUGCCGCAUUGAAUGAUGAUGGACGGUUCGUUCCGGGCUAUAUUGGAUUAGCACUUAUCGAUGGAUACGAUCGGAUGGGUUAUGCUAUGAGCAAACCUCAUAUGCGUGCUGAUCUGGAGUCGCAACUGAAACUUAUUUGUCUUGGACAAAGGAAUAAGGAAGACGUGCUAAAGGAACAGAUCGAAAGAUAUCGGGCAAUAUUUGAACAAGCAGAAGAUAAAGUGCAAAUGCUGUCAAAUGCUUUGCGUCAGUAUUUGAAUCAGCGUGAAAAUCUACCUAAAACAGUAACGAUACCUGAAAAUCAGCAGAAAAAUAACCUGCAAUUGCCGAAUAAUAUGCGCGUGGCAACUGGUCGUGCCCCUUUAACGCCAAGAAAUAGUAAUUCCACAAGACGUGGUAGAAGUGGCAAAUCGGGAAGUCGUGGUGUCAGCCGAUCGAUUUCCAGAACAGCUACUAAUAGGGAACAAUUGGCGACAACCAAUACUAGUGACAUUGAACUUCUUUCAUCCCUUUCUAUAUUGCAUUCGAAUAGUGGAACACGGGGUCGGACAAGGGCAACUAGUAGUGCAGGUGGUGGUCGUGCUAGAAGUCGCGCUAGAGUGCAGGGACGACAAUGUUCUUGUGGACAAGCUGCGAAACGUUUGAUUGUUAAAAAGGAGGGCCCAAAUCAUGGUCGCGCCUUCUGGACAUGUCCAAAAGGUCAGGAUAAUCCUGAGAAGUGUAAAUAUUUCGAAUGGGACGGAUCUAGGAAUAACGAACCAUCUUAA
This is a messenger RNA of Cercopithifilaria johnstoni, 2325 nucleotides long. The record is from the annotation of a GenBank genome assembly. Lineage: Eukaryota; Metazoa; Nematoda; Chromadorea; Rhabditida; Onchocercidae.